Molecule: messenger RNA, 1866 nt
Organism: Chanos chanos (milkfish)
Lineage: Eukaryota; Metazoa; Chordata; Actinopteri; Gonorynchiformes; Chanidae
Product: histone deacetylase 9-B
Exons: 11
Coding region: 1-1866 (621 amino acids)
Source: RefSeq, a predicted model, not a curated record
AUGCUGCAGACGAUUUAUGAGAGUGAGUCACGCAUCCCAGCAGAGUGGCUAAGGAAGAUCUUGGAUAAGCACAGUAUACACAGUAGUGUGAUUGGGUUGGGUUCUGAGGUGUUGUCUGCAGUGGACAGUAGUGAAAAAAGCAGUAUGCCGGAGUGGGAGAGAGAUUCGGAGGAGUGGGAGAGGCAGCUGCAGAGAGAGCUGCUCCUCAUUCAGAGGCAGCAGCAGAUUCAAAAACAACUGCUCAUCUCCGAGUUCCAGAAGCAGCAUCAGAACCUACUCCGUCAGCAUCAGGCCCAGCUGCAAGAGCACAUUAAACUCCAGCAGGCCUUAUUGACUCUGCGGCAGCAGCAGGAAGUGCUAGCAGAGGAGCGUAGACUUGUGGCAGAGGAAGAGAGAAAGGAGGAGCGAGAGGAAGAGCAGGAGUGCCACAGGAGGGAGCAACACCAGCAUGCACUUGUUCACAGGAAGAAGGAGCGCACCAAAGAGAGUGCUAUGGCCAGUACAGAGGUCAGACAGAAACUCCACGACUUCCUACUGAGCAAAUCAGCAAAAGACACAUCUCCCAAUGGCACUGGUCACGCCAUUGGCCAUCGCCCCAAGCUCUGGUACAUGGCUACUGAGCACAUGUCUGUGGAGCAGAGUUCUCCGCCCUUAGGGGAGACGCCCCCCACCUUCAAAUACCCUCUCCCCACCAGCCUGGACGGCAGGGAUGACUUCCCCCUCAGGAAGACUGCGUCAGAGCCCAACCUGAAAGUCCGUUCCAGAUUGAAGCAGAAGGUGUCGGAGAGGAGAAGUGGUCCCAUGCAACGCAGGAGGGACGGCAGUGUUCUGGUCACUCCACAGAAAAAACGCACGCUGGAGCUCACAGACUCCUCAGCCAAUGACAGCUCUCCAGGCUCUGGACCCAGUUCUCCCAUUGGUUUAUGCAACACUGAGCAUGGAGCAUCCUACCGACCCAGCGCUAUCCAAAUAGAGUGUCUUUCUCAGAAGGGUCUACUGAAGGCUGAGGGAUCCAUGGCCCUGCUAAACCUCUACACGUCCCCCUCACUGCCCAACCUGACCCUGGGCCUUCACUCCACAACCUCGCCCCUCACCGUGACCACAGCGCUAAAAGAGAGAACAGGAGAAGUGCUGCCAGGCCAGACGCUGGGCGCCAUGCCACCCGUCGCCCUGGAAACCAAAGUCAACAGCAGUCACCAAGCAUUGCUUCAGCAUCUUCUGCUGAAGGAACAAAGCAGACAGCAGAAGAUCCUGUCUCCAAGCAGCGUCCCAGUGCUCACGCAGUCUCCGUUGGCUAUGAAGGAACGCGUGGCUUCCAGCGUUCGUUCGAGGCUGCCCCGGCACCGCCCGCUGAACCGUACCCAGUCAGCGCCGCUGCCCCAGAGUACCCUGGCACAGCUGGUCCUCCAGCAGCAGCACCACAACUUUGUGGAGAAGCAAAAGCAGUACCAGCACCAGGUCCAUAUGAACCAGAUACUAACUCAGUCCAUCGAGCAGCUCCGGAACCCCAGCGCUCACCUACAGGAGGAAGAUGAGGAAAGUGCCCUUAGGGAACAGCGAGAGCUGGAGGACACACUGCCCCCUGGUGGAGUGAUCCGUAGCCACAGUCUAAGGAGCAGCAGCAACAGCAGUGGCAGCUGUGACAUGAGCACUAAAGCAGAGGCCACCAUGACCCAGGUCGGAGUCAUCAAAGUGAAAGAAGAGCCACUGGAGUCGGAGAGUGAGAUGGAGGAAGCAGGAGAAGCACCUGGAAUAAGCAGAAGAGAUUUUGAAAAUGUCGCAAGGCAGGAGGUGGAGCAGAACGCUGCACUUCUACAAGUCAAAGUGGAGGACUGUAUAGAGACAAUGACUGAAACAAAUGUCUAA